This is a messenger RNA of Bombina bombina (fire-bellied toad), 3797 nucleotides long. It is a transcript of the gene SLC46A1, whose product is annotated as solute carrier family 46 member 1. The transcript is spliced from 5 exons. The record is from RefSeq and is a predicted model, not a curated record. Gene Ontology annotation, molecular function: transmembrane transporter activity. Gene Ontology annotation, cellular component: plasma membrane. The coding region runs from base 55 to 1464 and encodes 469 amino acids. NCBI's taxonomy places the organism in Eukaryota, Metazoa, Chordata, Amphibia, Anura, Bombinatoridae. Gene Ontology annotation, biological process: transmembrane transport.
UGGCCGCAGUGCGGAGCUCGCUUCCCAACACUGGAACUAACAUCUACCUGCGGGAUGACUGACAGCGAUCUCCCCGCAGUGGUUUGUUCUGAUUCGACUGACGAUGGCCUGGAUAGACCGAGGGCCCGGCGCUGCAUGCCGGCCUCGGUUACAGUGGAACCUGUGCUCUUUCUGUCUAUGUUUGCGAUGGCACUACAGGGACCGCUUGUUACACAGUAUCUGUGGGAUCGGCUGAGCGAGGACAUGGGAUACAAUGGUACUAGAGACCGAGGCUGCACUAACCACAGCGGCAGGCACGACCCAUUACAAAAGGAAUUGGAGACACUGACUUCCCACUGGAGCCUUUACAUUAACUUGGGUGGAUUCCUGGUCGGUCUGUUCUCUGUAAUGUUGCUGGGCCCAUGGAGUGAUCGUGUGGGACGCCGUCCUGUUCUUAUCUUACCAGUCAUCGGCCUGGCACUACAAGCUGCGAUCUACCUCAUAGUCAUGUAUCAGCAGUUACAUGUUGGCUAUUUUUUGCUUGGACGCAUCAUCAGUGGAAUUACCGGUGACUUCAAUAUGGUCCUUGCAGCCUGCUUUGCUUACAUUGCAGACAUCAGCAGUCGGCAGUCACGCACUUUCCGCGUUGCAAUCCUAGAGGCAUGUUUGGGUAUUGCAGGAAUGGUGGCCAGUAUCAUUGGUGGAAACUGGAGGAAAGCCCAGGGAUAUAUCAACCCUUUCUGGCUAGUUUUUGCUGUAAAUAUAGUAACUGCUAUAUAUGUUUUCUUCUGUGUUCAGGAAUCUGUGAAGGAGAAAAAGCCAGAAAGGUUGUUUACUCCCCGGCACUAUAAGUCUGUGUUCCACCUUUUCACGGUGCCUGGAGAGAACAAGAGACGGAGCAAACUGUGCUUAUACUCAUUAGCCCUCUUGGUUGUGGUGACUGUACAUAUGGGUGCCAAAGACCUAUUUGUGAUAUAUGAACUCAGCUCACCCUUGUGCUGGGACUCUGACCUGAUAGGUUAUGGUUCAGCAGCUGAACAUCUCACAUACCUUAGCAGCCUCGCUGGCCUUCGCCUUUUCCAAUUGUGCCUGGCAGACAGUUGGGUGGCAGAGAUGGGAUUCAUUUCAAAUAUCACAGGCCUGGUUGUCAUUUCCUUAGCUGCCACCACUCCACUGAUGUUUACAGGAUAUGGACUUCGAUUCUUUGCCAUGGCAACUACUCCUGUAAUUCGGUCCAAACUGUCAAAACUUGUAGAAGAGGGAGAGCAAGGUGCGCUAUUUUCCUCUGUGGCUUGUGUUGAAGGCCUCUCCUUUUUGUUGGCCACAGGGAUUUUCAACUCACUUUAUCCAGCCACAAUGAGCUUUAUGAAGGGGUUCCCCUUUCUCCUUGGAGCCAUUCUGCUGAUGAUCCCAGCUGGAAUUAUUGGGUUGAUAGAAGUCUGUGACAAGAGACCUCUUUAUAGUCAGUUCUCAGAGAUUUCCUGAAACCGCAGCUGAGGGAGAACAGGACCGAACCGAUGGAUCGCCAGUGAAGCAGUCCCUUACAUUGUGCUUUAGAGGACCUGGUUACUUGCUUCAUCAAAAUCUUAAGCAUUUCCCAAUCUAUUGCUUUCCACAAAUCCAAGGCAGCUAUUCUUUUACAUUAUAUGUAUAACAAAUGGCAAUGGUACUACACAACACCUGUUGUCUAUAGAACCUAAUAUAACAUGGGCAAGGUGCUGUAAGUAGGCUUUUGUCAUAAUGCUGCUAGGUAAACAUGGGUAAUGUGAAUUGUAAAUAUGUCACUGAUAUUAUUUGAGAAAUAUAGAGUAGCAGAGGAUCAAAUAUUCCUUUUUUUUUAGUAAAUAAUUCUACUGACAUUUAGGAGAAAAAUAAACACCUGACCCAUUAAAGGUGUAUCCUGCUAUGUAUUUUGUAAUGGAAGGUUCUUUAUUACAAAGAAUGGAUGAAAAGAGAACCAAUUCUUCAUAAUAUAGUUUCCCCUGUGUGCGCAUGUAUUUUUAAUAUACUUGUAAGGGAAAAAAUAACUGUAUUAUAAAAAAAAUGUAUUUUAAGUUAUAUGCUAUGUAGAUGGUAAUACCUAGAAUGUUCAUGGUAGAUAACAAUGUUUGCACAUCAUAUAACAUUUUAAAAUUCCUGUUGUCUGUCCAAUUUAUGCAUUUUAAUCGGAAAAUGGGCAUUGGUAUGUAAAAUAAUCUAUAUAAUUUAAUCUUAAGUAAUUCUCUUCGAAGGGCUGCAAUACUAUAUCUUUAACUGCCACAAAGAGGAAAAACACAUAGUUAAAGUACUGCUUGGUUGCCACAGAGCACUGCUAGUAUCAAGAUUUUUAGCCAAUAUUAAGAGGGAUUGUUCCGCUGUAAUCAAAGUAACCCUAGGCUGGGGUAUUAGGUACAUAAGUGAGAGAAAGGGACUGUCUGUUCCACAUGAAGAACACUUAAGUUAGAUCGGUCUCAUAGUCCACAAUAUCAGUACCCUGAGGCUGGCCACAGAGGGUAGUAAUAUGUACAGGCGUUUGCUGUCGGAUAUAAGAUAUUUGGUGGCAUCACAAGACACGUUGGAUGACCUGAGAAAUAACUGUGAAAAAAUGGAGGAUUGCAGUUUAUUCUCUAACUGAGCUCCUCCUACGCAAGUUAGACUCUCCAUUUAAAGGGACAGUGCACACCAAUGUUCAUAUAACUGCAUGUAAUAGACACUAAUAUAACGAUGAAUAUACACAGAUACGGAUCUAAAAAAAACCUGUUUAAAACCUUUUAAAAACGUACUUAUAAGCUUGCAGUUUAGCACUGUUGAUUAGGUUAGGCUGGGACACCCAGUGAUAGGGGCAGGUAAAACAAGAAGAAUAGACACUCUCGCCUCCCCCAAUUCCCUGCAAAUGAAAAGACAGAUUACACAUACACGAGCCAGCAGAAGUCUGUAAACACAUGUAUACCUCUGACACUGUGAGGUUUGGUUAGGAGUUUAAAAAGCAUCACAGUGUUAUUAAAAAAUAAGCAAAACUAAUACAUUGUUGCAAAAACACUCCAAAAUGGGUUAUAUAAAUGGAUCAUCUACAAAACAUUUAUGCAAAAAAAAAUCUAGUCUACAAUGUCCCUUUAACUAGACAAGUAGAAACCAAGUGACCCUUGAAAUGAACUGGCCUAAUCAGCUGAAUACCAACCCAGCUGUGUGACUAGCGCUGCUGACUGGGUGACCUGUAGUUUCUACUCAGGACCAGCAGUGCUCUGCAACUCAAUCGAUACUUUAACUAUAUUUUUAACCCUGUUGCCAGGUUAAACGCCUAGCAUUUCAGGAUCAAUAGUGUCAAAAUUACAUGUUCUAUUAAAUAUUGGUCAUUUAAGUAUGAAUUUGAGCCAAUUAAAUUUGUAUCUACUACAUGUUCCGUAAAAAUUUUAAAAUCCUAAAUUUCAUGAGUUGCUUUUAUUAAGUGAUUAUAUAGUAUUGAACUCUAAACCAUAGGAGUACACGUUUAAUAUAUUUCAACACUUACCCUAUGAAAAUAAUUUAGUGUAUUUACCACUUCUUGGUCAAUAGGGCACUUUUAUUGUCUUAAAAAAAUCUGUGCAGAAAAUUUUAAAUCAAUGCACUUUUAUUUUUUAACUGUUUAAAUAUGAUUUCAAUUAGAAAAUAAGGCACUAUGUUUUAACUUUCAUUAUUAAUAUUUCAGUAUCACUGCUUGUUGCUAAAGUUUAGUGUCUAUCCUACUGUUGAACAACAUCAUUGUUUAUGUUAUUGAUGAGUAAAUAUUUAAACCUCUGUCUUCAAGUAAAUGGUUUGAUGUCAUAGCUAUUUGUUCCAGAAUUAAAUUAGAAAACAAACAA